AUGGUGGAAAAUAAUCCAAGGGCCUGGCACGAAUUGCUUUCUGAGGCCUUAUGGGCCAACAAAAUCUUAAAUAAGGAAGCCACCAAUAUAACUCCUUAUAUAUUGGUAUAUGGACAUGAUCCAGUCCUGCCCAUGGAGAGAUUUAGCGCACUCUUCAUUGCAUUAUCGGGUGUUUAUCACCUCACUCCUGCAGAAGAUACUCAAGCCAUGCUGAUAGAGCUUGAGGACUUGGAUGAAGUUAGGCUCGCAGCCCUUGACCAUAUGUUGGUCCAGAAGAGAAGAAUUGCUAGAGCUUAUGACAAACGUGUAAGGAAGAAAAUUUUUUCUGAAGGAGACUUGGUUUCAAAGGCUAUCUUUCCCCUAGGAGAAAAGAAUUCAAGAUACGACAAGUGA
This is a messenger RNA of Rhododendron vialii, 393 nucleotides long. RefSeq lists its product as uncharacterized. NCBI's taxonomy places the organism in Eukaryota, Viridiplantae, Streptophyta, Magnoliopsida, Ericales, Ericaceae. The transcript has 2 exons. The coding region runs from base 1 to 393 and encodes 130 amino acids. Gene Ontology annotation, molecular function: nucleic acid binding. The record is from RefSeq and is a predicted model, not a curated record.